This is a messenger RNA of Passer montanus (Eurasian tree sparrow), 5733 nucleotides long. RefSeq names its product multimerin 2 (gene MMRN2). The transcript is spliced from 9 exons. Gene Ontology annotation, biological process: negative regulation of cell migration involved in sprouting angiogenesis; negative regulation of vascular endothelial growth factor receptor signaling pathway. The record is from RefSeq and is a predicted model, not a curated record. Bases 303 to 3338 code for a protein of 1011 amino acids. Gene Ontology annotation, molecular function: protein binding. NCBI's taxonomy places the organism in Eukaryota, Metazoa, Chordata, Aves, Passeriformes, Passeridae.
GCCAACAGCUCUGACUAAGGGGUCAACCCUUGAUUAAAGUGAGUGGACCCACCAACAGGACAGACAGAGGGGAAUGCAGGAUUCCUGUCUUACCCUACAAAUCCAGACUGUCUCUGCAUCGGAGGCGUUGCAGGGUGUAAGUGAAGGGAAUUAAGGCCAUGAACAGCAGCCUUUCCCAUUCAAGACGUGCAGCUGUUAUGAAAGAGUUAAAGAAUAUUGCUGAGGCAUUUCUGAAGUAAUUCAGGCUGAGCUUCAGAGAAAAGAACAAGAGACAGGUGGAACUGGGGGGGAAGGAGCCCAGGAUGCUCGUGAAGCUUUUGCUGGUCUGUAGCGCAGUAGGACUGGCACGGCUGGUGGAACACGCAGACCAUCAUGGAGAUCAUGAUGGUUCCCUGCACAGCUUAAGGGUUCAUGAGACCUCUGCCCACCCCCAGAGAACUCCUCUGCCACGCCACGAAGGUUACUGGGAGGCAGAAGGGCUCAGGGAGGAUACUCAAGAUUACCCUUCAAGUGUGAUCUCCUCACAUCAGGAAGAGAGAGGGGAUUUGGAAGCUGCGAGCCCACAGCCCCGAAAUGGGAACUGGUGUUCCUUCACGCAGUCCCGCCUGGUCACAUACAUAGAAGCCUGCAUGAAGGAGAAGUACAUUGUCAACUCCCAGCAGCCCUGCCCAAACGGAGCCCCAGACUGCCAGAAGAUCAUGUACAGGACAGCUCUGAAGCCAGUCUACCAAGUGAAACAGAAGACUCUGAAGUCUUUGCAGUGGAAAUGCUGCCCUGGAUUUACUGGCAAGGACUGUGAACAGCGUGAUCCUAAUUUUAUUCUGGUGCCAGGAACUGAAACUGAAGGACAAGAAGAAGAGUUCUCAAACCACAUGUCAACAUCAGUGGAUUCAAGAGAAAUGUUCCAAGUCAUUCAGAAUCAUGAGGCUUUACUGGAUGAUCUUCAAAGUGAUAUUCAUCAAGCAGCCAGCACCUUAGGUGACUUACAGAGACUAUUUGAGAACAACGGUACAAGCAUGGUGUUAGAAGUGAACGAGAGCAAUUCAGAUCAUCAGGAAAGACUUCUGCAGCAAGUUUUGUUUCCUCAUGUGGAGAAUUUUCUAAGGAAACAAUUUAAUCCAGUGUGGGCAAGCUUCAACAAAAGCUUACAGAACCUCUCCAACAUAGUAAGAAAUUUGUCCCAUGAUGUGGAGGCCAACAAGAAAAGCAUAGAAAGAUUCCAAGAAAGCACUGUGCCCAAGAAGGAAUUCCAGGAGCUGGGAACUAAAUUUGAAUCAAAAGUCCAAGAAAACAUAGUGAAAGUUGACCAGGCAAAAAGAGAUAUAGAGAACAAAGUGCACAUGCAGCAGGCUAAUAUUCACUAUAAUCUCAGCAUGAUCAAGGCAGAUACUGACACAAGACUCAAGAAGCUUCAUAAGGUACAGCAGUCCCAUUUCUUAGCUUUGAACAACAGCAUAGCAGAUAUGAAACAAGAGCAAAACCUUCUUGAAAAUAAAUUGGAAGCUUUGAAAAAAAAUUUAACAGAACUUUCUUUGCAUCAUGGUCCUAGAGAUGAAAACAGCCAGUUAACCAUGAAACAUAUGAAUGAAAUACUGUCAGGGCAUGCCAAGCAGCUUAAAGAACUUUACAUGGAGUCAGAUGUGGCCUUUCAGAAUAUUGCCGUUUUAGAGAGGUGGUUUAAGGAGUUAAAGAAAAACAUCUCAAAGUACAGGCCAGAAGAUCUUACAAUAACUUUAGCUGAGAAAUCAGUUGUUAUGGAAGAAAACAAUGCAGCAAUGGAAAGGCAGAUAUCAGAGCUCAACUACACUCUCUCAAACCUUCAGGAAAACUACUCAGAUCUGCUGCGGUACAUGGAGGAAUGCAAUUGCCAGAGAGUAUCUACUGACACUGAUGUACUGGAGGAAGAUGCAAGGAAUAGCACUUAUUCCCUUGAAGAUACCCAGUCAAAGGAUAUGAAGCACUUGGAGUCAGUUUUCAGAGAUUUCUUCAAGAGUGAAAUUGAAGAGCUCUCCUCAGCUAUUCCAUCCAUCCAUCUGUCUCUUAACCUCCGUCAAGAAGAGAACAGACAGCUUCAGUCACAGGUUAUGGCUUUUUCAGAAGACAUGGGCUUGCUGAAGAGCAAAGAUGAAGAAAUUCAUCGGCACAUCAAGUAUCUCAACAGCUCUUUUAGCUCUCUUUUGAAAGAUGCAAUGCGGCACGAAGAAGCAUUGGAGGCUUUACUGAGACAUGAAUUUCUGGAUGUCUUUUUUGAAGAUGAUUUUAGUAGCCUAAUACCAUCAGUAUUUCAGCUGCAAGAAUCUCUCAGACACUUUUCAGAUAAACUGCAAGAACAAAAUAUGACUUUAGAAUCUCUCAGGAGGAGAUUUCAUCCCUUGGAGAGAAGUCACCAGAAUAAUCAUGAUGCUCACUUGCCUCCUAAGCACCCUGAGGAGGAAACACAAACCUCCUCUACUCUACACGAAGUCAGCAGUCAACACAGUGUCAUAGAACACAUGGAACCUAACUAUGAGGCUGCCAAAGAUGACUCCUUGGAGAGCUCAGCUUACAAUGAUAUCAUGACUCUGAAGCAUGAUAUCAAACAUCUGAGCCUGGCAAUCAAGAGGCAUGAAUCCAGAGGUGACAUAAGUCUCUGCUGCAAUCAUACAAUAGCAAAUGUAAUUGAGCCACUCAACGUUUCUGUAGAAAUUCUCUCUGCAGAUUUAGCAACCAUCAAGCGGAAUCUGGAGGAACAUCUGGUGACUUUCAAAAAACUGUUUGGAAGUAAUGAAGAAUUAGGUGCCUCAAAUAUAAGUCUGGAUGUUACUAAGAUUCAGUCAAUGCUGCAGAAAAAAGGGAGGAGGCAACAGAAAGGUCAAGACAAGCAAAGAGACAAGAAAAGGUCUGAGAAGCACAGAGAAAAUACACAAAUAAGUGGAAGAAAUACAGGGCAGACAGAAUUUGUGGAAAAAGACUCAUUGGUGGCAUUCCAUGUGGGAUUCUCAGAAAGAAAGGAUAAAGAAAAAACUGUGAGGUUUAAUGAAACAUACCUCAAUUAUGGAAACAGCUAUUUCUCUGAACAUGGCCACUUUAAAGCACCACACAAAGGUGUCUACCUGUUCGUCAUCUCUGUGGAGUUCAGCUCAGGACCAGCACUGGGACAACUCUCCUUCAGCCGUGGGUACAAAAGAACUCUCUCAAGCAGUCAGAGGAAAACCCCACAUGGAAACACCAUGACUACAUUUGCUUUAGCAGAAAUGGAGAAGGGGGAGACAGUGUGCUUUGAAUUGCUGCAAGGCUCUGUAGUGAAGCGAAGCCCGCCUGGGACAACUAUGGGUGGAUUCCUAAUAUCUAAAACUUGAAUAGUGACAUUUAUGUUUUAUUAAUCUCCUUCCAUAGAUGCAAUGGAUGCAUUCACUAUUGCUUCAUCUGUGAUGUAUUCAAUGCUACUGCAUGUGUUUAAACAUAGCACUACCCUAGGUUUGUCUUCAUGCUUCUUUUCUGAAGUGUUUGGCUUUUGAUUAGUUGCUUAUGAGCAGCAAUGGGAUUUUCUUUCAAGUGAAAAGCUAAUGGUUUGGACUCCAGAUGUAUCAGCACACACAUUCCCAAAUCCUUCCAAUGUGAGAACUGCACAUAAAUGUUUUGUGGGACUUCACUUUUAACACAAAUUUCUCCUUCCCCAUGGCAAAAGAAUAUCCUCUCAUGACAAAUACCCCCAGUCAGUGGCAAGGAAAAGAUUUUAGGUAGGACUGCACACUCUCAUGUUAUGUGAAUGGACCUUAAAACGCAGAAGCCAGGGCAAUUUUACCUUUUAAUUCUCUGUGGACCACAGACUAUCUUGGAAACUUCUGCAACUCACUCCAAUGUUUCAGUCUGUGCACAACAGGAACACUAGAAGAAAUCCAUCAAACCCACUAAAAUUCACUCCAUUGCCAGUAUUUGCAAGCAAGGAUCUCCUAAAUGGUCCAGUCUUUGUUUCUUGGCCUGUGAGGUAUUUCAACUACAGUGCAAAAAUUUAAAGCAUUGUCAAGAUGAAUUACAUUUACAUUUAGACACUAGGAAAAUAUCGACAAUAUUUUAGAAGUAUUAGCAAAAACACAGUUUAUUUCUAAAGUUAAUCCUAGAGAUUAUCCUGAAUUCAGCCCAGAGUUCAGUAUUUAGUAAAUAUUUUAAAACCAAGCAAGCAAACCCAAAAUCAAAAGGUCAAAAGGCAAGCUCAUUGGUCUGUUGUCACUGCUGAAUAUAAAUUUGUGAUGAGAGUAAAUCAAAGAGUAGAACUUCUGAAAUGUAGAGGGUUUUUUAUUUCCAAAACUUCAAAGUGACCAUGCCUGGUCAUGUCUUAAACUUUUCUUUUGUCAAAUAAAACUUCCCAAAGACUUCCACUUUAAAGAAGUUCAAGUAUUGUGGUAUUUUUAUCUAUCCUAAUACCUUACAUAGCAAUAUUAAAACAAUUAAAUUUGCCAAAAUGAAAUGCACUUUGAAAUUACUAGUAUUUUUGAUGAACAUAUAAAUUAAUAUGCAAAUUACACCAUUUUGAGGUAGCAUUUUUUAACGAAUCUAUUCUGCUGCUAAGAAUUUUCUCCCCACCUACCUGUAUUCUAAGCAAUACUAACCUAUCAUUAAUUGUUAAAAACCCCCAAAACACCGGUACCAACACACAAUGCACUUAAAGCAACAGUCUGACAAGCAGACAAUACCUAUCUUUUGAAAUAAAGCUACAAAGCAAUGUCAGCUACUGACUUGCUGAGAAGAUAGUUUUCUCUAUCCUGAAAAAUCCAAGAAAACUAACAACAAAAAAUGCUCCUUAUCUCCUCCUGGCCAGUGCUGAUUUCCACAGGAGAUGCCCAGGCCAGGUGUUUCUGUUUUUCUAGCAGGGAGCCAUGGCUCCCACUGCUCUGCUGCAGGCAGCACUAAGUGCCUGCAAACUCAGUGUCAUUUCCUGUCCCACUUUUGCUCAAAAUAUCUGAGGGAAGAAAGAAGAAUAAAAUUGAAAGGGUGAAAAUAAAGAAAACCAUCAAAUUGUAAGAUUAGGUCCUUUCAGUACAAAGCUACCACCCUGGAGUGACUCAGAUGGGUUUUUACCAGUGUUCCUCCAAUUCCUGAUUUUUGUGGUGGCAGCAUUCUGCAGAGCCAGGCCAAGUGUGCUGCCCAUGGCAGGGUGGUUCAAGGAACACCUCAUCUUCAGUGCACACCAAUUCUGCACCCACCAGCCAAGUUCCACAAAUAAGCACCACUGGGGAAUAUGUGUAUGUUACAUAUGGGGGAUAGGGUACACAUAUGUAUUUCAGAACAUUUUGCUUUUAAACCCUUGACAGAAAGCUUCAACUGGAAUGAAAACCACUUGGAAAGGGACAAACAAGGUAGCAGAGAGCAUUGCAGUUCAUCCAGUCAGGUUUUGUGUCCUUCCUUGUGUUUACCAGAGUACCUUUGUUGAAGAAUACUCCAGAUGAGUUCAGAGAACACUGACUCCAGAGUGAACAAAGUGUUCAUUUAAAGACGUUUUUGUAUUCUAAAGGUGUCUUCAAAUACGUGCUUAAGUUAGCCAUCUGCACAUACAAAAAAGACACACUUGACUGGGAGUGCCCCAUAAUUUUUAUGGGGCAAAAAAUGAAUGAAAGAGAAUGGGAUAAAUCACUCUGCUGGCUGCUUAAACCAGGAAGACUGACUUCCUUCUCAAGCAACAAGAGAACAAUGAUUAAUCUCCUGGGCUGUGGUUUUGUUGGUUCAAAGCAAUAAACCAGCUUUAUAAUAAGCCUC